Molecule: messenger RNA, 2853 nt
Organism: Equus quagga
Lineage: Eukaryota; Metazoa; Chordata; Mammalia; Perissodactyla; Equidae
Gene: MMEL1
Product: membrane metalloendopeptidase like 1
Exons: 24
Coding region: 117-2456 (779 amino acids)
Biological process (GO): protein processing
Cellular component (GO): plasma membrane
Molecular function (GO): metalloendopeptidase activity
Source: RefSeq, a predicted model, not a curated record
ACGCCCCACCUGGGAGACUCCUGCCUGGCCCAGCUCACAAGGUCCCUCCUGACCCAGCCUUCGGAGACCUGCUCCUGGGUGGCGGCCAUUCCCGAGUGACCUGAAGAGACUUGGUGAUGGGGAAGUCCGAAAGCCCAGUGAGGAUGGUGGAGAUCGCUGGCCGGUGGGGGCAGAUGCACCGAAGCUUCCUGGAGGGGGGGCUGCUGCUGCUGCUGCUCCUGGUGACAGGCGCCCUGGUGGCCCUGGGCCUCCUCUACGCCAACAGCAGAGGGAAGCAGCUGCCGCUCUCUACCGGCUGGCUUCGCUUCUCAAAGGAAGAGAAGAGCAUUAUAGAACGAAAGCCCCGAGGUAGCCCUGCCUCCCCUGACUUGGACGAAAUCUGCACCACCCCUGGCUGUGUGAUGGCAGCCGCCAGGAUUAUCCAGAACAUGGACGCGUCCAAGGAACCGUGUGACGACUUCUACGAGUACGCGUGCGGAGGCUGGCUGCGGCGCCACGUGAUCCCUGAGACCAACUCCCGCUACAGUGUCUUCGACAUCCUUCGAGAUGAGCUGGAGGUCAUCCUCAAAGCGGUGCUGGAGAAUUCCAACGGCAAGGACCGGCCGGCCGUGCGGAAGGCCAAGAUUCUGUACCGCUCCUGCAUGAACGAGAGUGUCAUAGAGGAUCGAGGCUCUAAGCCCCUGCUGGACAUCUUAGAGGUGGUGGGUGGCUGGCCAGUGGCCAUGGACAAGUGGAACGACACCGUCGGCCCCAGGUGGGAGCUGGAGCAGCAGCUGGCCGUGAUGAACACGCAGUUCAACAGGCGUGUCCUCAUCGACCUCUUCAUCUGGAACGACGACCAGAACUCCAGCCGCCACAUCAUCUACAUAGACCAGCCCACCUUGGGCAUGCCAUCGCGGGAGUACUAUUUCAAUGAGGGCCACAACCGGAAGGUGCGGGAAGCCUACCUACAGUUCAUGGUGUCGGUGGCCACGAUGCUGCGGGCAGACAUGAAGCUGCCCAAGGACAGCCACCUGGUGUGGCAGGACAUGGUGCAGGUGCUGGAGCUGGAGACGCAGCUGGCGAACGCCACAGCCCCCCAGGAGGAGAGGCACGACGUCACAGCCCUGUACCACAGGAUGGACCUGGAGGAGCUCCAGAACAAGUUUGGCCUGAAGGGAUUUAACUGGACUCUCUUCAUACAAUCUGUGCUAUCCUCUGUCAAAAUCAAGCUGCUGCCAAAAGAAGAAGUGGUGGUCUACGGCAUCCCCUACCUCCAGAACCUUGAAGGCAUCAUCGACAUCUAUUCAGCCAGGACCCUGCAGAACUACCUGGUCUGGCGCCUAGUGCUGGAUCGCAUUAGCAGCCUGAGCCAGCGAUUCAAGGACGCACGUGCAAACUACCGCAAGGCGCUGUAUGGCACGACGGUGGAGGAGGUGCGCUGGCGGGAGUGUGUCAGCUAUGUCAACAGCAACAUGGAGAGCGCCGUGGGCUCCCUCUACGUCAAGAAGGCCUUCCCUGGAGACAGCAAGAACGUGGUCAGAGAGCUCAUCAACAAGGUGCGGGCCGUCUUCGUGGAGACCCUGGAGGAGCUGGGCUGGAUGGAUGAGGCGUCCAAGAAGAAGGCCCGGGAGAAGGCCAUGAGCAUCCGGGAGCAGAUUGGGUACCCCAACUACAUCCUGGAGGACAGGAACAAGCACCUGGAUGAGGAGUAUUCCAAGCUGCACUUCUCGGAGGACCUGUACUUUGAGAACGGUCUGCAGAACCUCAAGGCCAGCGCCCAUCGGAGCAUCAAGAAGCUGCGGGAGAAGGUGGACCAGAACCUCUGGAUCAUCGGGGCCGCUGUGGUUAAUGCGUUCUACUCCCCAAACCGGAACCAGAUUGUGUUCCCUGCUGGGAUCCUCCAGCCCCCCUUCUUCAGCAAGGAGCAGCCGCAGGCCUUGAACUUCGGGGGCAUCGGGAUGGUGAUUGGGCACGAGAUCACCCACGGCUUUGACGACAAUGGCCGGAACUUCGACAAGAACGGCAACAUGCUGGACUGGUGGAGCAACUUCUCGGCUGAGCACUUCCGGGAGCAGUCCGAGUGCAUGAUCUACCAGUACGGGAACUACUCCUGGGACCUGGCCGACCAGCAAAAUGUGAAUGGGUUCAGCACGCUCGGGGAGAACAUCGCUGACAACGGAGGGGUGCGGCAGGCAUACAAGGCAUACCUAAAGUGGAAAGCAGAGGGCGGCAAGGAUCAGCAGCUGCCAGGACUGGAUCUGACCUACGACCAGCUGUUCUUCAUCAACUACGCCCAGGUGUGGUGCGGGUCCUACCGGCCCGAGUUCGCCUUGCAGUCCAUCAAAACUGACGUCCACAGUCCCCUGAAGUACAGGGUGCUGGGCUCGCUGCAGAACCUGGCCGCCUUCGCGGACGCGUUCCACUGCGCCCGGGGCACCCCCAUGCACCCCCAGCAGCGAUGCCGCGUCUGGUAGCCAAGGCCGAGCCGCGCUGCGCGGUCCACGCCCAGCCGCCGCCCGGAGGCGUCCGGUCUGCGCCCAGACGGUGCAGCGGCGGGGACCGGCGUGCGCUCUGCGGCCUGGGCCGCCAGCGCCCGGACACGGAGACGGGGCGAGCAGGCCCGGCCGGCGCCCCCGCCACGCCCGCCCGCCGGGGCAGCGCCGCCCCAUCGCAGCCUUGUAGACGCGUUUGACUGUCUUCCGCCCGCUCUCCAAAGCGCGCCCUCGUCAGACGUCCACGAGCUUCAGUCUUGAGCUAAGUAAACGUUUCAAAGAAGUCGGCUGCCUUGUGUGUCCAGGAGGGCCCAGGGUGGGCGGUCAGGGUGGCAGUGCCCCAGAGGGUGUGUCCACCUCUGUCCACCGACUGCAUCUG